This is a messenger RNA of Cavenderia fasciculata, 1452 nucleotides long. RefSeq names its product NPR2 family protein. The record is from RefSeq and is a predicted model, not a curated record. Gene Ontology annotation, cellular component: vacuolar membrane; GATOR1 complex. Gene Ontology annotation, biological process: negative regulation of TORC1 signaling; positive regulation of autophagy. The transcript is spliced from 3 exons. Gene Ontology annotation, molecular function: GTPase activator activity. Lineage: Eukaryota; Evosea; Eumycetozoa; Acytosteliales; Cavenderiaceae. Bases 1 to 1452 code for a protein of 483 amino acids.
AUGGAUCAAAUCAAAUGUAUAUUCUAUAGUGAAUUUCAUAAUAUAUAUGGUACCAAGAUAUUUUAUCAAUAUCCUGAAGGUUUUAUAUCAAAUGAUGUAUUUGAAGGAUUUGCAGAGUUUAUUAUACCUAAACCAAAGUUGUGUGGAAAAGUAAUUACAUUCACUGCAGGUGAAUACAAGAUACUUGGUUAUCCUGUACUUCUUCAAGACGUUAAAUAUCAUCGUAAUGCUCUGUUAUUCAAUCUAUGUAUGGUGUUUGAUAGAGUAACGGAUACUACAAUUUAUCAUCCAAUCAUUAGAAAACUUGGUAUCAUGUUGAGAACUCUCGAACAAGAGAGUGAAUAUCUAUUCAAUCAAAACAAAUCUUCUGUAAAUUUAAAUAUCCAACAACACUCUACGAAUCAACAAAUAUUACUACAACAACAACAACAACAACAACAACAACAACAACAAAUACAACAACAACAAAUGCAACAGCAAAUGCAACAGCAACAACAGCAGCAGCAGCAGCAACAACAACAACAACAACAACAAUCACAACAACAAUCAACAACAACAAACACAAACACAAAUACGACCAGUCCAUUACAAUCAUUACAACAAUCAUUAGCAUCAGCAUUUUCAAUGUUUCAAAAGAAAACACCAUCACAUAUAGAUCAACCUGAUCUCUUAAAAGUAUUGGAAACAUUGUAUAUAGAAUUAAAUAGUGAUGGAGAAAGUACAAUAACCAUUGAUGACGCCAAUACAAUCAAUGUAAAAGUAUUUUCACUACCUCUAGAACCAAUGGACGUAUUGGAACACCAUGUACCAGUACUCAUUAGCAAUAUUGAUACAAUGAAUGCUGGUGAAUGGGAUCUUACAUUGCUUCAAGUAAUUCCAUACAUUGAUGGUGUCAACUUUGUUGGUAGAAUUGCAAAAUUGACAGAGAUUGAUAUCAAUCUUGUUAAAACUUGUGUUCGUCAUUUGGUAUACUACAAUGUAGUAAAGAUGAUUGAUAUAUUUCAAUACUCUAAUAUCUAUAAUCCAACACCACAAAUACGUAAACUAGCAUAUGAUUUGGAUAUGCAAAGAGAAUGUAUGGAGUAUAUAACUCUUCCAGGGUCUUCAUGUUGUUCGUUUGAUACAAUAUUUUCACUUUAUGCUGGACUAUCAACAGACACACCCUUUAGAGAAUAUUGCACAGAGAAUGAAUUAACAUCACUUGGUAUAGAUGAACGAUGUUUUAUAACUUUUGGUGUCAUUAAUGAUUUUCUAAAAAGAAAGCAAAAAUAUCCAAUGCUAAGUAAUCUUAAGCUAUUGGAAAAAUUACCUCAAAAUGAUAAAAAAAGAUUAUUAAAUGGAACAAAAAGUUUAGAUGAAAUUUGUUGUAUUUUAUCAAUAGGUAUGGAAUCAAUCGAAAAGGUAUUAAGUUCAAUUGCAGAACCAGAGACAUAUUAUACAAUUUAUAAAUAA